UAAGUAUUAUAGAUAUGUUUGACCGCUGAAGGUUAGUCCGAAUACAGAACUCACAAGCUUCACAUCGCUUAUACUAGGCACCAUCAAACACAAUGUCUGACGAUCAGGUUGAUUUAGUUGCCAGGGAUCCCAAUGGACUUAACAACCAUUUGGGGACUCUUCUGUUCAACGAUGUCCUUGGUGAGCCCGAUGGUACCCACAGUAUCGACUGCGUCUGGAAGCUGUCCUACACAUGUUUCGAGUGCUGGAAGGGACUUUGCUACAAGCUUCUAACUCUCUUCUGUGGAAUCUGUAUUGCGGCGGAAUGGGGCUGUGAGUUCGCCUACAUUGCUUUCUACCACAUCUGGUUCAUCACACCAUGCAUGAAGGUCUGCGAGAUCAACUGUGGCCUCUGCCAGAAGAUGUACACUCUCCUUAUCAACUGCUGCAUAGUACCAUGUACGGAGGCAUGUGGUGGAAUCUUCGUCCAUUUUAAGAAAUGAGGAGGAGGCUGACUGUAGGUUUAUUUUAAUGAUUAACUUAACAUUCAGUUCAGAAAUUAACGUGCAGACUAUAUCCUCUAUCAAAGCAGCAGGACUUCAAACGGAAAACUGGAAUACCUCCUUGUGCGUACCAAUCUUAUCUGUGAUAUAUUUAACUCUCGCAAUAGAGACGCAUAAUAAUGAUGGUUUUUCGACCGGACGUCGGACAUUUUUACAACUGGAUAGAACUCGAUUGUUUACCUGUGUCCAUAGUGAUGUUACACGUGGCGAUUGUUAACAUUGUUCUGUCAUUUUACGACAUCAUGAAAGGAAAUAAAUUUGUAUAUAUGUAAUUAUA
Pecten maximus is the source of this 819-nucleotide messenger RNA. Its product is annotated as caveolin-1-like. Lineage: Eukaryota; Metazoa; Mollusca; Bivalvia; Pectinida; Pectinidae. Gene Ontology annotation, cellular component: caveola. The transcript has 2 exons. Gene Ontology annotation, biological process: caveola assembly. Gene Ontology annotation, molecular function: molecular adaptor activity. The coding region runs from base 93 to 482 and encodes 129 amino acids. The record is from RefSeq and is a predicted model, not a curated record.